Molecule: messenger RNA, 471 nt
Organism: Aureobasidium uvarum
Lineage: Eukaryota; Fungi; Ascomycota; Dothideomycetes; Dothideales; Saccotheciaceae
Source: the annotation of a GenBank genome assembly
AUGGAAUGGUCAAAGAAGCAAUACAACCAGCAGUACGAGAACUGGUAUCCCUGGGUUGAAGACAAUGUUCUCUACUACUUCACCAAGGAUAACNAAGGCCUCAUACGCUACCAAAGGUACGUUUACUCGCUCUGCGACUCAACAGACCAUCAUGCUAACCUGUGUUCGACAGACCAGCUCAGCAAGACCAAGAUCACGGGCAACGAACAAGUCGACAACCUUCAGGACGGUGUGAACAACCUCGCAGCCGGCCAAGUCGGACAGGGUGGGCUUCUACAACCCGUUGGUGACAAGUUCUCAAAGGAGGGCAUCAACCGCGCCGAGAGAGGAGGCAAGGACGAUAGCGGUAGCUAUGCUGGCGCAAUGGGCUCCAGUGCUCAAGCUGGGGCCAGCAAAGUCAGCGAAGGCGCAAAGGGCGCAGGCAGCUAUGUGGGAAGCUUCUUUGGCGGCAAGAAGGAGGAGAAGAAGUGA